Messenger RNA from Knipowitschia caucasica, 543 nucleotides. NCBI's taxonomy places the organism in Eukaryota, Metazoa, Chordata, Actinopteri, Gobiiformes, Gobiidae. The record is from the annotation of a GenBank genome assembly.
AUGUUUUACCUUGCAGGCUGUUCCAUCAUCCGUCCCCCCAGAGAAGGAGGCAUCCGCUACAGAGGCCUGACCCAGGAGCAGAUCCGCAGUGUGCAGGUGCUGCCGGUGGACUAUGAGAUUGAGUACAUCUGCAGAGGAAACCGGAUCAUUGUGGGUCCAAAGGUCAGGAAGUGUCUGCCCAACGGCACCUGGACUGACAUGAGCCACAAGAGCCACUGCUUGCUGCUGUGUCCCCGCAUGUGGACGUCUCUGGAGAACGGACGCGUGACCCCGUGGCCCCCUGGUCCGCCAGCAGAGGGCGUCACACUGCACUUCAGCUGUCUGCCGGGCUUCAUCCUCAUAGGACGCAACUCCACCCAGUGCAACAAAAUGGGCAAGUGGGACAGCCCCAAGCCCGUGUGCCACUUUGAUCGACACUACAGAGGACAAUUUACCCCGUCCUGGGUGGUUUCUGCCAGUUCCUGUGUUCCAGUCCCUGCUCUGGCUCCUGUUCCAGCUCUGCUUUGGUCCGUGCUGCAGCCCCUACUGGGAUUCCUGUCCUGA